Molecule: messenger RNA, 519 nt
Organism: Necator americanus (New World hookworm)
Lineage: Eukaryota; Metazoa; Nematoda; Chromadorea; Rhabditida; Ancylostomatidae
Exons: 1
Coding region: 1-519 (172 amino acids)
Source: RefSeq, a predicted model, not a curated record
AUGCUCAGGAAGCUUCUGAAGGAAGGAAUUAAAACUCUUCUGCUAGCCGCCAGCAAAGUUGACCAACUGGCACCGGCGAUUAAGGUCUCGCAAUCGCAAGAAGUAAAGGGACAACUUGAGUGUCUUGAACAAUUGAUGAAAUCUUAUCACGAGCUGACCGUCAAGAUGCAUAAAUCAAACGAGGCGAAAGUCGACAUAGUUGGGAUGAAGAUGGAGCUUCUCUCGGCGCGCUUCACUCAGAUAGAAAAGUACUUCAAGGAAAAAAUUAAAGGCAACGAGAAAUACCUAGUGCAAUGGCUGCAACUUGACGACGAAGUCAAGGAGAUAAGGGAUGAAUUGUCCGCACUAAACGUUUCACAACUAUCGUCUGACAUUAGAGGACUCCACGAACGUUUCGACGAGAUUAUCUCCCCCGAGUCCGCCACGGACACCGCAACAACUAACACCCCGGCGGAACCCAGGCCGGACCUAAACAGAAUUCGAGGUCAGAUGGAUAAAACGGAACGAGAGAUCCAUUGA